Molecule: messenger RNA, 2022 nt
Organism: Durotheca rogersii
Lineage: Eukaryota; Fungi; Ascomycota; Sordariomycetes; Xylariales; Xylariaceae
Exons: 1
Source: RefSeq, a predicted model, not a curated record
CCGGCCUGCGUGUGGAUAGAUAACCAAUUUCUUCCGAAUAUAGGGAUGCGGACAGUAUCACAGUGUCCCAGACCAUACCUCGAAAAUCUUACGAUUCUUGAGAGGAUGAUAAGGGCGUACUGCAGUAUGAACGAGAGCACACAGCCAGUGUCGGUCGAAAACCACAAUUUAUUGCCCCCGCAAGCUCCGUCAAGUGGAAUCCGGACUGUGAUUGAGCCGAGCCCUGUCAGGAUUGUACAAACCUCACCGCCUCCAGUACCAGAUGAAUGGUACUCUCCGGAAGGGGUCCUAUUGGCGCCGAUGGCGCCAUUGCCCGUCGUAUAUUGUCCAUACCCAGUCCCCGGGAGACAGGUGACAUACCACCAAAGUGUCUCUCAUGAGGACGAGCAGGGUAUUAGCUCGCUGGGAGGGAAGACGAAGGCGAAGCGGGGAAAGGGAAAGACUAAGACGACCCGACAGAAGAAGAGAGCCCCGAACGAUCUGCAAUCUCCCUCCCCGAGUGGCGCCCCUGAGCUAGCCUCAACAUUUCCGAUUGCCGAAGUCCCUGAGUCGACUUCCGAGGGCGAGGGCGAGGGUAUCAAGGAAAUGAACGAGGAAGCUAAACCAAGAGAAGAGCUGAGAGGUCGUGAUCCUAAGCCGCCUUCCAAUUCCUCGAUCCUAGACUCUUCGAAACAAUCUUGGAGCGAUAUGGUUGAGGAAGAGGUCGCCAGAAGCGGAGAAGCUGCCAAAGGCAGUCUGCCGUCUUUGAUUCCCGGACCUCUCUCUACCACGCCGGCAGCGGACUCACAGAUGACACAAAGCACCGCCCUUAGUGCCCGCCACCUGCGUCCCUCGACCACUUCUACCGUGUCUGAGAGCGCAGACAAGAUGAACCCCCAUGAUGCCACAACGAAGAUUUCCGAUAAUGCUAAGGGCCAUGGUCCCAACUCCGCGAAGAAUGGGCAGGAAACACUGGAACGCACAUAUGCCACCGUCUCACGCGUUGCAAUAGAGCCUGUUCAGCGACCGAGCCAGAAGGAAGGGAAUCUCGUGUUCAGGAAGAAACCUGAUAUCGAGCCGGCGACAGCUCUUCGUGAACCAGGCAUGCCUGCAGCUAAGCUCCUGGACGAGGGACAAAAUACUCAAGACGGCAUCCCCACCACGUCUUCGUCUACACAUUCCCGAGCCGUUCCUCGUGGCGCACCUCCCGCCCCUGGAGGCCCGCCUACUACGGCGCGUGUAGUUCCAGCUACCGCUCGCACCACCGCGCCGACGUGGGCCCGGUCCGCCCUCCCUCCCCAACCAUACGUGAAAUCAUACGUGAUCGGGCACGACAAUCAGAUCAAAGAGACCGCCGUCAAACCUGAUGCAAACGCGAGUCACAGCACCAAUCCGGGCGCAAAAGGUCACCCUUCCGCAACCGCCGCUGGACGUGCUGGAGCUCCUCCUCAUGCCCCCGGGGCCACUGCAUCCUUCCCGAGUAAAGGCGGAGGUCGACGCGACGCAACCCGAGAUAAUAAGCGCCAGGCGCAGGCCGCAAACCCCAACGCCGGCAGCAAGGCCAUAGGUUCCAUGGCACCUGGCCCGCGAGCAAAACCGACUUACGCAGCACCUCGUAUCCCUGCCCCAGUUAGUGGCUACUCUCUCGUCUACGGGAGUGCGAGCGGAGGCGAAGACCAGCGGACGCGUAAGGAAGAGCCACCUGCCGCCGGUAGCAGGGCCAUUGCUGUACCACAGAAGAAGCCAAGUGAAAGGCUCAACAGAACCAGCCCUCCCGUGCCGCAGCCACAGUCGCAGCUACAACCGCAGGUUGACGACGGUUGGACGACGGUGGCCCGCCGCGCUCGCCGCCCUCCGCGUAACUAGAGUUAGGCAGGCCGAACUCGGAAAGUUGUCCCUUUUGCGACAUCGGAUGUAGUCGCUCGCUAUUUGGGCCAAUGUCUGUUAGAGUGUUAUUACACUCAACAACGUAGAGUUGAGGAGCAGACUUGGCGCGUUACAGCCAUCAAAAGCAUCACAAGUCUUUCUCCCCUUCUCCCUUCC